AUGGCCACCAAGCCCGGUGCUUCCGCCGCUGUGCUGCUCCUGCCCCUCGUCCUGCUCCUCGCCCUGCUGGCGGUAUCGGCGGCCGGACACAAGGGCCGCCACCCCGACAACAGCAACAAUCCGGGCGGCGGCGGCGGCGGCGACCCGGGCGCCUUCUUCGCCGGGAUGCCGUGGUUCGGCGGCGCGGGGCAACCGGGGCCCGGCGGCGGCGCGCGGCCCGGGGGCGGGUUCUUCGGCGGGUGGGCCGAGGGCGGCGGGCUCGGGUACCGGCGCGGCACGGUGGUGCCGCCGUCCACGGUGUGCCCGCAGGACGGUCCAUGCCGCGGGAAGCGCCUCACCUGCCCGUCGCGCUGCUUCCAGACCUUCAGCUACGGCGGCAAGAACGGCGGCGGCGGGGGCGGCGGCGGAGGGUGCAGCUUCGACUGCACCACACGCUGCGCCGCUACCUGCUGA
Molecule: messenger RNA, 453 nt
Organism: Miscanthus lutarioriparius
Lineage: Eukaryota; Viridiplantae; Streptophyta; Magnoliopsida; Poales; Poaceae
Source: the annotation of a GenBank genome assembly